Messenger RNA from Myxocyprinus asiaticus (Chinese sucker), 3756 nucleotides. Its product is annotated as calpain-10-like. The transcript is spliced from 13 exons. The record is from RefSeq and is a predicted model, not a curated record. Gene Ontology annotation, molecular function: calcium-dependent cysteine-type endopeptidase activity. NCBI's taxonomy places the organism in Eukaryota, Metazoa, Chordata, Actinopteri, Cypriniformes, Catostomidae. Gene Ontology annotation, biological process: proteolysis. Gene Ontology annotation, cellular component: cytoplasm. The coding region runs from base 263 to 2233 and encodes 656 amino acids.
CGGAUGACAGCGCUGUCCACGGCGUGCGCGUCCUUCCGGUUGUGUAUGUGAUGUUUAUGUUUCUUUGAAUGUACGAAAUGUGUUUUCAUCGGCCUCAGGGUCAUGACACGCGAAUGCAUAAUGGAUUCAAAUUCAUUUUGACGCUUUGCUCUGCCUACGUCUGGUCAUGUCAUUCAAAACUGCCAGGAAUGUUUCUGACGGGUUAGCAAGCCAGCUGAGCUGAAGCGUUUCAUACUCUAGGGGUGGAGUUGGUCUGGUUGCCAUGGAGACGGAGGCUGAGGACCAUGGACUGUUUAUGGAUCCCGAUUUCCCUCCUGAUGACACCUCCCUCUUCUGUGACUACACCACGCCCCUCUCCAGUCUUCUGGGUGAUGUCACAUGGCUCCGCCCACAGGAAAUCUGUGAGCAUCCUCAGCUCUUCCCUGAUGACCCAGUGGAGGCCCACCCGAAGCAAGGCAUUCUGGGAGACUGCUGGUUGCUUUGUGCCUGCUCCAUGUUACUCAAGAACCAGCAUCUGUUGAACAAGGUAUUUCCACAUAAACAGCUUUUGUGGGAUGACAACGGUUACAGUGGAGAUUUCCGGUUCCGGUUCUGGCGGAAUGGGCAAUGGAUAGAGAUACGAGUGGAUGACCGUCUGCCCUGUAUCAAAGACACUCUCUGCUUCUCACGGUGCCAGAGCCCGAGGGCAUUCUGGGUGGCAUUGUUGGAGAAAGCAUAUGCCAAGUUACAUGGUUCAUAUGAGCGUUUGUGGGCGGGGCAAGUAUGUGAGGCCAUGGUGGGCAUGAGUGGAGCCAUAGCGGUACGAUGGAGUCUGAAAGGGGUGAAGUUGCCACAGCACCAAAGCAAUGGCCAGAUUCAAGACACGCCUAAUGGUAAUGGCUUGAACCUAUCGCAGCUCUCACUGGAGCUGAAGGAGCGAUGUGCCAUCAGCUGCUGUAUCCACAGCGCCCCCACAGGUGUCCCAGAACUUGGCCAGUUCCACGCCAUGAGUGUGAUGGAAUGGACAAAUGUGACAACGACAACUGGAGAACAAGUUCAGCUGAUCAGGAUACGAAACCCCUGGGGGAGGAAGAGCUGGAGCGGAGCGUGGAAGGAGAGUGGAUCAGGGUGGACUUCUUUGGAGCCCUCAUGUGCUCAGUCUCUACUGGGCCGCACAGCAGUGGGUGAAUUCUGGAUGGACGAGGCAGAAUUCCAGCAGGAAUUUGAUGAGGUCACAGUGGGCUAUCCAGUCAGUGAUGCAGGACACCUCCAGAGCAUCUACACUGGAAGUUUUCUAACCCAUAGCCACCAGAUUGGUGGCCGCUGGGUCAAAGGUCACUCUUCAGGUGGUUGCCGUAACAACAGCACUUUUAGCAGCAAUCCUAAGUACUGGUUGAAAGUGUGUGAGAAGGGAGAAAUCUUGCUGUCAUUGCUGCAGUACGCACUUCCUGAACCACCAGCAGCUGGCAGCGUUCAGCAGCAUCCACACCUCCAGGCCAUUGCACUGCAUGUAUGGAAGGUGGAGAAGAAACACUUUAACCUGAUGCGGACGUUGAACAAGCCACCAGUUGUAUCACACACACAUGCGUAUAAUCGAGAAGUGGUUGUACACACUCAGCUGAGUCCUGGGUUUUACCUGCUGGUGCCCAGUACCUUCCUGCAGGGAGCUGAGGGCCGAUUCCUCCUAAGAGUUCAUUCUUCCUGUCCUACCUCCCUCAGUGUGAUGAAUUUGAUGACUCCUCCCCAGCACUGCUCAGAGGGAGAGUGGGAAACUAUCAGUUCUCAUGGCUGUUGGACUGUCGGCUUGACUGCAGGAGGAGGUCGGAACUUCCCCACACAUGGACACAACCCCCGCAUGCCACUUAGUGUGAAAUAUGACCCUGGCGGUAACAAUGUUAGGGUCACCCUACGUCAAAACAGGCUCGAAGAUGCCCUCCAUGCCAUCGGCUUCCAUAUUUAUAAGGUACCCGAUGGUGGCUCUUGCUCCUUGUUAACCCCCGGUGCCAUGUCUCCGGUGGUUAGCUGUAUACCUCAUGCCCACUCCCAGGAGGUCAGUGUGUUCUGCCGUCUGCAGAAGGGCGAGUAUGUCGUAGUUCCCUCCACCUACCAGCCAGAACUCAGCGCACAAUUUACACUUACCCUUACGCUCAGGAUGCAUCGAAAAGCAAUGCAGUGUCACGAGCAUCUUGGACGUGCCAUUCAGGAGGUCUCCUGUAUAUCUGUGAUGAGAAGAAAGUCUGGGGAAGGGGAAUAGUUGCCCAUGCUGAUGUGUGUUGAAGGUCUUCACCUCCAUUCGUAGGACAGGAGUCUCCGAAGUUUUACUAACAAUGUAGCCAUUCAAAACCUCAUCCACUGAGCUGAUCUCUAAUGGGAGCCGACGGUGCACAUCUCUCACAACAAACAGCGACCACUGAAGCUGCCAUACAGCUUCAGCCAUGCCCAGCGACCCCAACAGAGACACCAUUCAGCAGAGAGACACAUGCCCAUGGAGUGAUACACAUGAACAGAGUCUGCCCAGACUCCAAGAGACAGAAACAGCAAAGAGAGAAUAGAACAGAGAUGAGAGGAAACGCAAACAACCAAGAGAGAAAAAAUCAAUAAAAAUACCAUUGAUGAUUGAAAUGUGUCAACCAGUAGAGAUUCAGCUGUAUAAUGGGUGCUAUAAUUUAAGCUAUGUACAUGUGAGAACGAGACAUUGUUUUUUUAUCGAGGGGUGUUGUUAGGCACAAUGCAAAGUGGAGUUUUGUUGUUGCAACUUGCGCAUUAAUAUAUAAUUUAACCAAUUUCAUUUAUCACUACUGUUUAAAGGUUUGGAAUCACCAUGAUAUUUGUAUGUUUUUGAAAGAAAUACUAAUUUUCUUCCCAAAGGAUGCUUACAAUUGAUCAAGAAUUACAGUUUAGACACUUAUGAUGUAACAAAUGGCUAUUUCUACUCAUAUAAAUGCAGUAUUCUUCAUAAUUUCUGUUUAGCCAUGAAUCCUCAACUUACAGCUGUUAGCACAUUAGAAUGAUUUCUCAACGAUUAGGUGACACUGUAUUUUGUUAGUAGACUGGCGUAAUAACUGCUGAAAAUGGGGCUUUGCCAUUUUGGGCAAAAAAUUGCAUUUUGAAAUAAAUUGAAAAAAAUUAUAUGAAACAUCUAUUUCAAACAGUGAUAGUGUUUUUGGCAGUUGCUGAUCAAUGUUAUGCAUCCUUGGUGAACAGGAGCAUCAAAUUCUUUCAAGAACAAAAAUGUCUUAUUCCAAACUUUUAAAUGUAGUGUAUUUGGCCAUGGUUGUGUGUAAUGUGUCUAUCCACAAAAACUUUGACAAGUCUUUUGUUACAUAAUGUAAAGCAGUUUUUGCUCUCAUUUGUUAUGAAUAAUCUUAUCUUUUGAUCUGCAUCCAGAAGGAUGAACAGGGUGAAGAAAAGCAGAUGGGAGUAAUAUUGGCCCAGAGAGGGAUAGAAAGGCAAGGACUGAAUGAGUGGGAGGGUACGCGGCUCUACUGAAGCUCUAACGCUCUCUGAAGUAUGUGGCAGAGUUGGUGCUCAUCACGCAGUUGCUGCCCCGUCGGCCUCUUUGAGUGCUAAUAGCCUGUGUGACAGUCCGAAAGGCCCAUUAAGGCCACACUAGUGACGAACUUGCAGCGUCACUGCCAACCCUGUCCCAGCCAGCACAUGAUGCCGCCACACAAUGAUUCACUGUGUGAAACAAAUAUACUGCUGUGAUGUACUUCUCCCUGUGUUCCUGUCUGUUAUAUAGGUACAAAACAUUAACUAAAUUAAUUUGAAUUUAAA